Messenger RNA from Fulvia fulva, 861 nucleotides. RefSeq lists its product as uncharacterized. The record is from RefSeq and is a predicted model, not a curated record. Lineage: Eukaryota; Fungi; Ascomycota; Dothideomycetes; Mycosphaerellales; Mycosphaerellaceae. Bases 1 to 861 code for a protein of 286 amino acids. The transcript has 2 exons.
AUGCAAUCCUGCAGCACUAUCCCAAUCAUGCCAAAACAAACCCGACAUUCAAUGCCUCGACAAACCACACCAUCCGCUCCCUACAGCACCUCCAUGCGGAACAGCCAGCGAAAUGCAGCUAUCUGGAGCUCGACAGAUGAUGAGAUACUACUACAAGCAAGGGCAUCCGGUCUGAACUGGCAGCCGAUAGCUAGCCGACACUUCCCUAACAAGACAGCCAAUGCUUGUAGGAAACGUCAUGAACGGCUCAUCGAACGGAGACAUGUAGAUGAUUGGGAUACUCACAAGCUUGAGCUCCUGGCACAAGAAUACAUGGCAUGUCGACGAGAGAUGUGGGAAGUGCUGGCUUCGAGAUUGGGGGAGCGCUGGGCAGUGGUGGAAGCAAAGUGCAUGGAGAAGGGUCUCAGAACACUUCAGACGGCAUCGCGUACCGCCCAAAGGAAGGCCACGGCAGACUCUCAGUCCUUUGAAGAUGCAGGUACUUCAGACCAUCACAGCGAUUCUGGCAUUGGCCUGGGGUCCGACGCUGAGACAGAGGUAGGCGUUCCCGCUGGAUCAUACCACAAGCCCUCCUCGUCCUGGCCGCAAGACACAGCCCAUCAGCCGCACACGGAGCACGUACGAUCACGAAGCCUGCCUCAACUGCUACCACUAUAUCAACCGCCGCCCCCAAUCAUCCAGCGUCGCACGUUUGAGGGCAGAGCCAUUACCAUAAGUCCACAGGAUGCUUCCUUCCAGGGCGCGCUAGCACACAGCGUUCCUCACCCGAGAGUCAGAAUGGCCGAGGAGGGAUCAGCAUACAGUCGAUCGUUUCCAAUUGAGGGACAGGAGGGUCAUGGUGAUGAUGGCGUUUGUUGUUGA